Molecule: messenger RNA, 738 nt
Organism: Rubroshorea leprosula
Lineage: Eukaryota; Viridiplantae; Streptophyta; Magnoliopsida; Malvales; Dipterocarpaceae
Source: the annotation of a GenBank genome assembly
CUGCUCUUCUUUCUUCCCGCUGAAGCCACCCGAAGAAAAAAAAAAAAAAAAAACCCAGCCAGCCUUUGAGAAAACCAGUGAGAAAGCUUGAUUUCUCCUUCUUUUCUUGUCCAAGAACCUGAUUUGGAACCUUUUCCCCUGCAGGAAGCAUCCGGAUCUGCUGCUGCUUCCUCCUCCUCACCGCCGGCUGCUCCUGCUUUGUGGGGGUGAAAUGCUCGGUUUUUUGCCCCGUGAGUCCCCUGCACUUGCCGCCGGCCUCCUCCCCAAUUUACACUCUGGUUUUGCUUGCUGGAUUUAUGAAGCGAAACCGAGGAUGGGGAAACCACGGGAAAUUUUGAUGGUAUCAGAUUGUGGUAUGUUAAGUUCCGAGCCUUGUGCAUUUGUGGGACCCUCUCACGAGUGGAUGGCGUUUGUCGCACCUCGAAUUUGGGUUUUGGGGCGUGACAAUCUACCAAUACCUAAGCUUGGAUGGUAAUUCAUUGCUAAAAUGUUAUCUCAAAUUCCUCUAAUUCAAUAGCUUGCUUGAUCAAUCUACUUGAACACUCUGGCCUUUGAAGUAUCUAUCUAAGAGGCUGAUCUAUAAGAACAAUUAUUGGGUGAGACUAGAAGUACGACCUUAACUUUGAAGUUGAGAUGACAACUGCUAGUGUUGAGUUUUUGUAGUUUACCUUCAUCUCUUACUAACACAGAACUGAUUGCUUCAUUUGAGAUGUUGAGGUAUAAAUAUAAAAUUUGACC